Hansenula anomala is the source of this 381-nucleotide messenger RNA. RefSeq lists its product as uncharacterized. NCBI's taxonomy places the organism in Eukaryota, Fungi, Ascomycota, Saccharomycetes, Phaffomycetales, Wickerhamomycetaceae. The transcript has 2 exons. The record is from RefSeq and is a predicted model, not a curated record. The annotation marks the transcript as partial.
AGCGCCCAGGAGAAUAAAAUGAUGAGGACCAAGAAGCUAUUAGGAUAACGUUCUUCCAAGCUAACCGCUCUAUCAGUUUGUUGAAUGGGAUUUGGGUUCGUGUUUUUUUAGAUUUUGUUGAUCUAUUUUUUUGAUCUAUGUUUUUUUUUCACUCACUUGAUCAGAAUUUGUUCGAGAACCACAAUUUUGACGUUAAAAAUAGGUUCAGAAAUCUGGUUGAACACCUUCGACAUUUGUUUAAUAUUGGCACUACUGUCUCAAAGUACACGUUAAAGGCAUUCACGGGACCUCGAAUUAAACAUUUCAAAUCCAUCAGUCAAUCAUUUUACGCGUAUAAUUUCAAAGCUUUGAAAGAACUACCAGAUAAUCAAGAAUGUGAAU